CACUGGUGGCCAGUAUUAAGCGAUAAGACACAUUUUACGGUGUUAUGUUUUAGACUAGUAUGGACAUUGGAGACCCAGGGUUAAAAGAUCGCUAAGACCAGGCACUUAUGGAGACGAUACUAAACUGUAAACUGGAAGAUCUGGAAGACUAUUACCGAUUGCUUGGGUGCGAUGAGCUGUCAACGACUGAUCAAAUUGUAAGCGAAUUUAAAGUGAGAGCCCUGGCUUGCCAUCCAGACAAACAUCCAGCUAAUCCUAAAGCAGUGGAAGAGUUUCAGAAGUUGCAAGAGGCCAAGGAGGUUCUUACAGAUGAAACCAAAAGAAAAAAAUAUGAUUUCUGGUUGAGGAGUAGGAUCACUGUGCCAUUCAGCGAGUGGCAGGCCCUGAGUGACUCAGUUAAAACUUCAAUCCAUUGGGCUGUUAGGACCAAAAAGGAGCAAAUGCUAGAACAAGCAAAAGACACAAAUGCAAAGAGCACUGAAAACCAAGCUAGACAGUGGCCAGCGGAGGUGAUAUCAUCUGAUGAGCAACUUUCUUCAAGUAAUUCUGGGCAUCAGAUAUUUCGUUGGACAUCUGAUGCUCCUUCCAGCCUUCUGCAAAAGUUUAGAAAUUAUGAAAUAUGAUAAAUAUGAUUACCAAUUUUA
This is a messenger RNA of Electrophorus electricus (electric eel), 644 nucleotides long. It is a transcript of the gene dnajc12, whose product is annotated as DnaJ (Hsp40) homolog, subfamily C, member 12. Gene Ontology annotation, cellular component: cytoplasm. The record is from RefSeq and is a predicted model, not a curated record. NCBI's taxonomy places the organism in Eukaryota, Metazoa, Chordata, Actinopteri, Gymnotiformes, Gymnotidae.